This is a messenger RNA of Tetrahymena thermophila SB210, 831 nucleotides long. RefSeq lists its product as hypothetical. Gene Ontology annotation, biological process: activation of GTPase activity; nucleocytoplasmic transport. NCBI's taxonomy places the organism in Eukaryota, Ciliophora, Oligohymenophorea, Hymenostomatida, Tetrahymenidae. Gene Ontology annotation, molecular function: GTPase activator activity; small GTPase binding. The record is from RefSeq and is a predicted model, not a curated record. The transcript has 10 exons. Gene Ontology annotation, cellular component: perinuclear region of cytoplasm; cytosol; nucleus.
AUGUAAAAUUUGAAAUAAUAUAUACAAUACAAAUAAAUUCGUGAUGAAGGCGCAACAGGCUUAGGUUCUGGUUUAGCAAACUGCAUUAAUCUCUCAAAUUUGAAACUUGAACUUAGGAAUAAUGAAAUUGGUCCAAUGGGUGCAUCAGGCAUAGGUUCUGGUUUAGCAAAUUGCAUUAAUCUCUUAAAUUUGUCUCUUGAGCUUCAUGCAAAUUAAAUUGGUGAUGAAGGUGCAUCAGGCUUAGGUUCUGAUUUAGCAAAUUGCAUUAAUCUCUCAAAUUUAACACUUAAGCUUAGUGACAAUUAAAUUGGUGAUGAAGGUGCAUCAGGGUUAGGUUCUGGUUUAGCAAAUUGUAUUAAUCUCUCAAAUUUGACACUUGAGCUUAGAUACAAUAAAAUUGGUGCAAUGGGUGCAUCAGAUUUAGGUUCUGCUUUAGCAAAUUGUAUUAAUCUCUCAAAUUUGAGGCUUAACAUUUCAUACAAUAAAAUUGGUGCAAUGGGUGCAUCAGGUUUAGGUUCUGCUUUAGCAAAUUGUAUUAAUCUCUCAAAUUUGAGGCUUGACAUUUCAAUGAAUAAAAUUGGUUCAAUGGCUGCAUCAGGUUUAGGUUCUAGUUUAGCAAAUUGUAUUAAUCUCUCAAAUUUGAUGCUUGACAUUUCCGACAAUUAAAUUAAUGCAAUGGGUUCAUCAGGCUUAGGUUCUGCUUUAGUAAAUUGCAUUAAUCUCUCAAAUUUGACACUUAAGCUUAGUGACAAUUAAAUUGAUGAUGAAGGUGCAUCAGGGUUUAGGUUCUGGUUUAGCAAAUUGCAUUAAUCUUUCAAAUUUGAAACUUGA